AUGUCUUGGUUUCCCCUUUUCUUUUGUUGGACUGUUUCAAGAGGUGUGUGGUCUGCCUUCCGCCAGGGAUCUUUCGGCAUCGGGGACCUGAAGAUCAUGAACUCCACCCACUCCUUCUUCACCUGGAAGCGCAACGCCUGCUUCGACAAAGGUGAGGCGGACUUCGAUGCCGCGCACUGCUCCACUGAAGGAGACAACUCGGCAAAGUCCUUGGUCUCGGACGACUCGUCUUGGAUCAUCCGCGACACUGGGAAGUGCAAGAAGCAGGCGUAG
Messenger RNA from Symbiodinium natans, 273 nucleotides. The record is from the annotation of a GenBank genome assembly. Lineage: Eukaryota; Dinophyceae; Suessiales; Symbiodiniaceae.